Molecule: messenger RNA, 2685 nt
Organism: Amphiprion ocellaris (clown anemonefish)
Lineage: Eukaryota; Metazoa; Chordata; Actinopteri; Pomacentridae
Product: succinate receptor 1-like
Exons: 2
Coding region: 61-1002 (313 amino acids)
Biological process (GO): G protein-coupled receptor signaling pathway
Cellular component (GO): plasma membrane
Molecular function (GO): G protein-coupled receptor activity
Source: RefSeq, a predicted model, not a curated record
UACCUGCUCUUGGACGUACUCCCUGCUCACGCUACCAGCAAAUACACCGACAAAUACAACAUGGGUCCCAACUGUACAGACGUAGGUGCCGUGCUGGAGAGAUAUUACCUGUCACCACUUUAUGGAAUUGAAUUCAGUCUUGGUUUCCUUGGCAACCUUUUGGUUGUACUUGGUUACGUAUUUUGUUUGCCGGAGUGGCAGAGCUGCAAUAUUUACCUCUUCAACCUGGCAGUCUCUGAUCUUAUUUUCCUCUGCACACUGCCACGCCUCUCCUACCUCUAUUCAAAUAACCAAUCAGAAACCAGUUCGUACGCUUGCAUUAUCAAUCGCUAUGUCCUGCACGUCAACCUUUACUCUUCCAUCCUCUUCAUGGUUUGGCUCAGCAUGGACCGCUUCCUGCUCAUAAAACACCCAACAAGGAAUCACUACCUCCUGAGGCCGCGGGUAGCAAUGAUCGUGACGGGGAUGAGCUGGCUAGCUGUCAAUGUGCAAGUCGCUCCAAUGAUAGGACUGAUGAUCCAGGACCUACAGAGACAAAAUAAUACCCGCUGCCAGGAUUUUUCCAGCUUAGAAGGAAAUGUCAAUGUUUUGGGCUACAGCUUGGGGCUAACCGUGACUGGCUACAUUCUCCCUCUGAUUGGACUUUGUGUUUUUUCCCGCCAAAUUGCACAUAUGCUGCAUGUCCAGGAAAGGGCUCUACAGCGCAGGAGAACAUUGUACAAACGGCCUCUCAGGGUUGUUGUGUCAGCUGCAGUCAUGUUUCUGGUUCUCUACACCCCCUACCAUGUCCUGAGAAAUGUCAGGAUAGCAUCUCUGCAACCCUGGGCAGGGCUGCAGCCAUGUACAAAGAUGUACAUAGAGAGCAUGUACAUUGUGACCAGACCAUUGGCCUUCUUGCACAGUGUCAUCAACCCUGUCUUCUACUUCCUCAUGGGUGACCAAUUCAGAGAACUCCUACUUUCUAAUCUCAGAAAGCUAGUCAGAAAGACAGAGCUACAAUGAGAACCAGCCUAACAUUUAAAACUAGAUUCUUGUAUAUGUACAAAAGCAUACAUGAGCAUGAUAUAUCCACACGUGAGUCAGCUCCAUCUUUAUAUAUAUGCUUUGCUAUAUUUUUUUGCUUUAAUUACUACUAUUUAAAUAAUAUUUUCACAAUUGAAAAUGUAUUUAAGAUUGUCUAGUAUUAUUAAUACUAGACAAUCUUAGACAUUAUUGUUUAUAGUGGAUCCACUACUGCUAAAAAUAUGUGCUGGUUCGCUACAUAGCACCAAAGUUUAAAAAAGUUCUGAACUGAACGAGUUAAACAACCUUAGCUAAUAUUGGGGAAAAGCUAUAACAGUGACAUUUGUUGAUUACCAAGUCUCUGUAUCCCUAGUAAACACUUUUUACUUCUUGUGACUUUAAUACAAGAGACAGGGUCUUUUUUCAUCAUUAUGAAUCACAGCACACGUGAUCCACUGUUUGAUUUGGAUCAGAAUCUCUCCUAGAAUAAGCAAAGAAAAGAAGCAAAGAUGAAAUACUAAGUCAAGUUCUGUGUGUGUAUUUCAAAUUACAUAAUAAAAAACCAAACGAGUGGUACUGAAACAGAGCCAACAAGAGAAAGAGAUUAGAGUGUAAACACAAAAUAUGAAACUCUAUAGUACAUAUAAGGUGAUAUCCUAAUUUAAUAAUGCUUUGGGAAUAUUGCACCGAGGUCACUGAGGCAGAAGGGCAUUGCAGGACACCUCAUCUUUAUACAGGUUUUAGGAUGAUUGCUGUGAUAUAUGUAUCGUUUCUGAAGUAAAAAGUUAGCCACAAAAGUCUGACAGUUAACAUAGAUAUGAAUAAAUCCAGCUUCAUUGACUUUAGCUUUAAAUUCUUAAGCACUGUAGUAGUAGUAGUGAGAAAAUCACGUUUACGCUAAGUACAUAUUUGUAUGAGCAUUGUGUGUGUUCUUACCGACGCUUACUCACAUUCCUGUGCAUGAACAGAGUAUUUAUGCACAGUCUAUACUGUUUGUAGGUAUAAUCCGUACAAAACUACGACAUUUAACAGAUUCAAAGAAUCAUUUUCUAUAAUCCAUGUCACGUUACUGUUAUUAGCCAGCCAUUGCAGAGAAGGAAUUUCGGAACAGGCCCACCAUUUAUAGGAUAUAUUUUUCAUCCACAGAGGGAUGAAUAAGUGCAUAUACAUGUACAGUAUGUGCAUGCAUACAAGGCCAGGAUAGAGAACAAUACGACCAGCAUAGCGGAGCACAUAAAUAUUCCACUCUACACUCUGGAGGCGUGAGGUGUUUUAUUUAAUGUGUCCUGAUGAACAAGGUUGCUCUGUUUGAAUCAUCCUUUUGUAUAAAUGGUUUAUUCACUCGUGUAUCAUCCUCUCGCUAUACAAAAAAAAAAAUAAUGUUUUUUUUCCCCAACCUCUUGGGUAGAAGUGUGUAGGUGUGUUUAGUGGUAGAUUUAAAGGAAAAUUUGUGAACACAGUUUGCAUUAUGUUUGCACAUCAACUGUACUCUCCCUCAGCUGUAUUAAUCCUCAACAAAUCUAACAAGGACGCAAAGUGAAUAGGGUGAGUCUGAAUCGGUCUGUGUAGAAUAUCACUCUUUAUGUAUAGUGUGCUGUACUAUUAUGUAUGAAAACAGAAAACUUCUGCUCAUCAUUCCAGUACGUCUCUUCAUACAAAAUAUAAAUAAUCAGUGGUAGUGAA